AUGAAAGCCGCCAUUGUCGAAUCCGAGGGCUCUGCCCCACAGUACGGCGACAUUGCCGCACCCACUCCCACCGGCGACCAAGUCGUGGUCAACGUGACCGCAGCCGCCCUGUCCAACCUAACCAAAAUGCGCGCUGCGGGGACCCAUUACUCGGCCUCGACCCCGUUUCCCUUCGUGCCCGGUUUUGACGGUGUGGGCAAACACAAUGGCGAGCGGGUUUACUUUGCUUUCCCAGACGGCCAGUACGGCGCGCUUGCCGAGCAGGCCCUGGUGAAUCGCGCUUUCCUCCGUCCCAUCCCCGCCGACCUCGACGACGCGACCGCCGCAGCCAUCGCCAAUCCGGGCAUGUCGGCGUGGGCGUCGAUGGUGCACCGCGCCCACCUGCAACCUGGCGAGACCGUCUUAGUCAACGGAGCGACUGGAACAGCAGGCCGGAUCUGCGUGCAGCUAGCCAAGCUCCUUGGCGCCAGCAAGGUCAUUGCGACCGCCCGCAACGUCAAGGAACUCGAACAAGUUAAAGCGCUCGGCGCCGACGUGGUUAUUCCCUUGGAUCUUCCUGGAUCCGAAGACGCGUUCAAGGCCGCCAUCGUGGCCGAGUACAAGAACGGAGUCGACGUCAUCGUCGAUUACCUCUACGGCCCCUCUGCUUCCAUCAUCCUCUCGGCUAUUCCUGGAAAUUUGGAGGACGGACACCGCGUCCGCUUUGUCAAUGUCGGCACGUCUGGUGGAGUCAGCGAGAUUCCCAUUUCGGCGGCACUCCUCCGCUCGUCGGCGCUCGAGAUGAUGGGGUCGGGGCUUAGUUCUAUCCCGACGUCGGUGCUCCUCGAUUCUAUUGAGGAGGUGUUCAAGAUCGCAGGUAAGAUCAAGCUCGCCGACGACGACGUCCAGCUGCCCCUGGCCGACAUUUCCAAGGCUUGGGCGCAGAAGGGGGCCAAGCCGCGUAUUGUUAUUACCAUGUAG
Messenger RNA from Cutaneotrichosporon cavernicola, 960 nucleotides. RefSeq lists its product as uncharacterized. The transcript has a single exon. The record is from RefSeq and is a predicted model, not a curated record. The coding region runs from base 1 to 960 and encodes 319 amino acids. Gene Ontology annotation, cellular component: mitochondrion. NCBI's taxonomy places the organism in Eukaryota, Fungi, Basidiomycota, Tremellomycetes, Trichosporonales, Trichosporonaceae. Gene Ontology annotation, molecular function: oxidoreductase activity.